CUUAUGUAGUUUCUUUGGUACAUUCCUGAUCUCUCUAUCAACUUGUUGCUCGUAGGUAAACUGGCUUAUGAUGUGGGUCGAGCAAUCCAGGGCACGGGUUGGCGUCCCAUACCCACAUUUCAAGCAGGACGGAGAACGCAGGACGGUUAAUACUUGUCUGUUGCGCUAUCGGAUGGCCGUGUUUAAUUUGAGGAGCUCACGGCAUGACGAUUGUGACGGGACUUGAGCUUUACGUGCUUGAUUGUCACAAAUCCGGUGCUGGGCGUUCCAAUGUGUGCAAAGCCAGGGGUGUGGGGGGAGUUGAAUCGAAGCCACGGGCGGGCGUCGCAGAGAUAUAUGCCCCUAUCCGGUGCCCACUGUUGACGUGCCACGUCCACCACGCCCCAUCGUCUCCAAAUCUCCAUUGUCAGUCUUAAAGCUUAAAGGUGGAGAAGGUAAAAUCCAUCCAAAGCGCGAUACACUGUCGAAAGAAAAAGUCCCCAACGCAAAGUUGUAAAGGUAAAAGGGGAUCCCACUGUCUCUUUCCCCGCUCCCACCGCAGGGUGACCUAGAAGAGCUAGGAGGGGAUUAGAAUAAGAACCCGCAAAAGAAGAAAAGUAGGGGAUAGAGAGAGAGAGAGAGUAAACCCUAGUCGAUGGGCAUCUCUAGAGCCCAACACCACCACCGCCACCGCCACUCUUCCUCUCCUCCCCGAAUCUCCAGAACCCCAUUCCCACUCGUUACCAUAACCUUAACGCUUCUCCUCCCCGCCGUGGCGGGUGACCUCUGCACCCUGGUCUAUAAGGGUUGUGCCAACCAGACCCUCUCCGGCAGCGGGGCAGCCUACAUGCAACCCCUCGCCGCCCUUUCCUCCGCACUCACCGCGCGAGCUGCCGCUGCCAAGUUCUACAAAACCACCACCUCCUCGGCCGUCGGCGGCCAGCCCCUCUUCGGUCUCUUUCAAUGCCGCGGUGACCUCUCCCCCUCCGACUGCUCCGCCUGCGUCGGCUGCGUGCUCCCCAUGUGGACGUCCCUCUGUGGCCCCGCCGCCGCUGCCCGUGUCCAGCUUAACGGGUGCUACGCCCUGUACCAGGUUUCCGGCUUCCCGCAGGUCUCCGGCACCCAGAUGCUCUACAAGGCAUGCGGCUCCGGCGGCGGCGGUGGCGGCUUCGAGGUGAAGCGCGACACGGCCUUCGCCCAGCUCCAGAGCGGCGUCGCCGGCGGCCAGGGGUUCUACGCCACCAGCUACGCCUCCGUCUACGCCAUGGCGCAGUGCGAAGGCGACCUUUCCGCCGGCGACUGCAGCGAGUGCAUCGCCCAGGCGGUCCAAAAGUCUGAAGUGGAAUGCGGCGGCGCCGCCUCCGGCCAAGUCUACCUCGACAAAUGCUACAUCAGCUACAGCUAUUACGCCAAUGGCGUUCCCCACGGAGGCGGCGGAGGAGGCGGAGUCGGCGGCGGAGGAGGCGGAGUCGGCGGCGGCGGCGGAGGGGGGCAAACAGAGAAAACAGUGGCCAUAGUGGUGGGAGGGGCAGCAGGGGUUGGAUUCUUGGUGAUCUGCUUGCUGUUUGCCAGGAGUGUAAUGAAGAAGAAGGACGAUUUUUGAGGACUGGUGGUGGCAGAAAAGCAACAGAGGAGUAAUUGUUGGGAAUUUGGCUAUGGAGAGGGAAAGAUGUCCUUGUGAAACAUUGGGCUUCAGGGACAGGAGGGAUGGAGUGGAUGUUUGUCCCUUUGGUAAGAGUUGAUGGAAUGCUGAAGAGGCCCGCCCUCCCUUUGGCUGAUUCCUUUCUUCGCAUGGGUGUCAUCCACCAUGUGAGGGAGAGAAUAAUGUGUCGGAUCCGAUCUGCACUGACUCACUGUAAGGAGAUGCUCUUUGUUUCAUCAUCAUCAUUAUGUACAUCUGCCUCUGGGUAGGGAGGGAUGUAACCCUAUACAGAUUCAAGGGAAUAUUCUCGACAGAAAACAUAGGCUGGAUAACCUUCAGUUCUUCGGUUCUCUCCCACUGCUUGUUUGCUCGGUCCCAGAGAGAUGGGCCUUUGUGUGCUCUGUUUACUGGAGAUCAGUGACUAUUAUAUAUACUCUUUUGGAACUUGAACUGCACCGUCUACGUAAGUCACUUUGCAUGAGUUUUAACUUCUUAAAUUGUAGAUUGAUGAUUGCAAUUAGACGAUGCCAGCAUGUGGAUUCCUGCA
Messenger RNA from Musa acuminata AAA Group (dessert banana), 2168 nucleotides. RefSeq names its product plasmodesmata-located protein 2-like. Gene Ontology annotation, cellular component: plasmodesma. Bases 635 to 1582 code for a protein of 315 amino acids. Gene Ontology annotation, biological process: transport of virus in multicellular host; plasmodesmata-mediated intercellular transport. The transcript has 4 exons. Lineage: Eukaryota; Viridiplantae; Streptophyta; Magnoliopsida; Zingiberales; Musaceae. The record is from RefSeq and is a predicted model, not a curated record.